AUGUAUAACGGCAUAGGUAUCCAAACAGCGCGCGGUACUGGUACAAAUGGUUAUGUUCAACGAAAUUUAUCGUUCGUUCCAACCAAGCGUGAACGUGUCGAAUAUGUCAAAGAUGUUGAACUGAAAAAGCUCGAAACUUUAAUUGAAAAGAAGGGAAAUGCGGAAAUUCUUGAACACGAAAGAAAACGUCGCAUUGAAGUCAAAUGUAUGGAAAUGCGUGACAUGAUGUUAAACAAUGGGUACGACGAACAAGUAACAAGUGAAAAAGUUCAAAAGUUCCGUGACAUGCUCGUUGAACGCGAAGGUCUUUAUGACAAAACCGAUAUUGACUAUGAUGAAUUCGGACGUCCUCUAUCCAAAGAGACUCAUCAAAUGGCACACGCAAAUGACGAAAAAAAUCGAAGACUACGCGAAGCAUUCGGUAUUGCAGAGUUCGAUAAAAAGAAAAUUGUUCAGCAAAAGAUCGACGAAGCCAAAGAACUCGAACGUCGUAAAGUGGAAUUAGCCAAUAAACAAUACGCAAUCGUUCAAGAGGACGAGGAAGAAGAGGAUAACGAGCCACCAGUAGUGGAAGAACAACAACAACCAACAAAAAGUGAUAAAGAGAAAAAGGAUCGUCAUAAAUCGCGUGAGGAGAAGAAACGUAAAACAUCACCAGAACCAACUAAAGAACGUAGUAGUCAUAAACAUUCGAAAAAACACCGAAGAGAUCAUAGUCGUGACAAGGAAGAAUCCCGGCACCGAAGAGAUCGCAGUGGUGACAAAGAAGAGUCACGUCGUCGUCGACACCGUGAACGGUCAUCAUCGGAUUAA
Molecule: messenger RNA, 813 nt
Organism: Adineta ricciae
Lineage: Eukaryota; Metazoa; Rotifera; Eurotatoria; Adinetida; Adinetidae
Source: the annotation of a GenBank genome assembly